AUGCCACCUUAUAUGCCUGCGUUGCGCAUCCCAGCACAGCUCUCGCAUCUUUUCCAAAUCAAAGAUGCUGACGACCACCCUCAACAUGGACCGUCCUGUUGGGGUCUUUCGGAUAACAACUCACAAACAAAUUCUAACUCUAACUCUAACAACAACAACUCAAUAGAAGACCACGACAAUGAUCAAUACUACUCAUCCUCUGAAUAUGAUGGCUCUUGUGAUGAUAACCUCUUCCAUAAAUCCUUAUCCAAAUCCAUAUCUUCGUCGUCAUCGUCUUGCUCGUCGUCUCCUCUCGGCUAUUUUCUCACCACCACCUCUUCCUCCUCGCCAACCUCGUCUAAUCUCGAUACUACUACUACUACUACUACUACUACUACUCUUCCAGCUACCCAGAAACCCUCUUCCGCAGGCUCCUUUUCUGCCACCGCAUCCCAACGGUUCUCAACGCUCAACAGUAUUCUGAAAACUGUCGUCUUCCCUGGAUCCCGCACCACUACAGAAUACGCAGGUGCCGCCGCUUUCUCCUCCUCUUCGGCUGAUGACUCCGACGGCUCCAACGACUCCGACUCUGACUCGGACCUAGAAAACAUUGGCAAAUUCUUGCCUUUGUACCGUCGGCUAUCGGCAAUGACUAAUGGCGAAACUACUUUUUCUAAACACUCUUCAACAUCUCAUUCAAAACAUGAUCGUCCUGAUCAUUCUGCCACAUCAACAACACUUAGUACUUCCCUGGUACCAAAUGCUGAAUCAUCAACUUCCUCCUCUUCUUCACACCCAGAAAGCGAUGACGCUGAUGCUGAAGACGAAGACUCGGACGACGCUGCCGAUUUCGCUGACGAUGAAUGCUCUGAUAAAUGGCCUGCUCUUCAACGAUACAUGAAACACUUCAACGAGUCAUGGAACGCCAUGCGCACAGCUUCUGUUGGCGACACUGUAAACACAUUAAAAACAGUUCACAGCAUAUGUCUCGAGGAAGUCAUGUCUACCAACAAUAAUAAUAAUAAUAAUAAUAAUAAUGCAUUAAACUCAAACAUGGCCCAGACUCCUGUUGGUGGUGAGCCUUCUGGAAUCACGCGCGCUAUCCAACCUACUGUGUGUCCUCCUGUCUCGCCUGUUUCUGCCCCCGUGACAGCUAGACUCCUACGUAGCUUGGAUGCCUUUUUUGGUGCGGCACGCGAUGCUAGUCCUAACACUAGAAGCAACGCAGGUGAAAAAUGUGACAACACUAGCAACAUUCCAACACAAACAACAACAGCUAAUAAUACAGCCAAAAGGGCCUCGCGCAAACUUCGCCGUGGCCACCAUCACCACCGUCACCACCGUUCUCAUAGCCAUGUUCAUCAUACUCAACAUUGCACUGUCGCUCAACUGUUUGAUGAAAAUGCAGUACGUAAACAAAUCCGUGAGAUUCAAAAACUCAAACUUCCUGAUAAAGAGCGCGACCGUCGUAUCCAGAAACUCAUGACAGCAAACUAUUACCGUGCUACUCAUCCUGACAGGCCCUCAGAUGAUGAUGAUGAUGAUGAUGAUUACGAAGAGGAAGACGAUGAAGAAGUAGACGACGAUGACGACGACGAAGAAGAAGAAGGAGAAGGAGAAUCUUCCUCAACUCUCAUGGUCACCGAUGCAGACCGUACACCCACAUACUGUCCUGGGUCCGACGAUGAUGUUCUUGGCUGCGAACAUUACCAACGUGGUUGCAAGGUCGAGUGUUCGACUUGUAAAAAAUGGUAUACAUGUCGACUUUGUCACGACGCUGCGGAACCUUCCCAUACUCUUGUGCGGCCCGAGACGCGGCACAUGCUAUGCAUGCACUGCGGGGUAGCUCAGCAGGCGGCCCAGGAUUGUGCUCAUUGCGGGGAAACCAUGGCACGCUACUUUUGCUUGAAAUGUAAACUAUGGGACGACGAAUGCGGUAAGGCCAUUUACCACUGUGAUGACUGUGGGCUGUGUCGCAUUGGUGAAGGCCUGGGCAAGGACUUUUUCCAUUGCAAAACGUGUAACGUAUGUAUGUCCAUUACGCUCCAGGACCAGCACCGGUGCAUUGAGCAUUCUACUGAAUGUGGAUGUCCCAUCUGUGGCGAGUAUAUGUUUACCUCUACAGAAACAGUAGUUUUUAUGCUAUGCGGACACUCCAUCCAUCAAAAGUGUUACCAGCAACAUACGAAAACGUCCUACAAGUGUCCCACAUGCUCACGCUCUGUGGUUAAUAUGGCUGCUCAGUUCCGCAUUCUUGACAAUGAAAUUGAAAACCAGCCAAUGCCAGAACCUUACUCGACCUGGCGCUCCAUCAUUGUAUGCAAUGACUGUCAGGCAAAAUCCAACGUACCGUUCCAUUUCCUAGGACUUAAGUGUGCCAACUGUGGAUCUUACAACACGUCACAGCAUAAAUUGCUCAAACCAGAUGGAGAAAAUGAUGAGGGGGACCAGGAAGUGACUAGCGAGGAAAGCGCACGUGCUCAACAACAGCAACAGCAGCAACAACAACAACAACAACAACAAUUGCUACAGGCAUCAUCUGCAUCAUUUGCUUUCCCAACUUACCGUGAUGGUAGCACAACCAAUAUCAAUGCUUAUACCGAAGAUGACGAAGAAGAAGAAGAGGAAGAAGAUGACGCUUGUGAUGACUUUUUCCAUGAUGUGGAGGAGGGCCUGUGCCCAGAAACUAACGAUGAAGAUGAUGAUAGUGCAUUUUGUGAGCUCAUUCCGCGGGUCGGACUCUUGCACUUUAAUUGA
Molecule: messenger RNA, 2736 nt
Organism: Magnusiomyces paraingens
Lineage: Eukaryota; Fungi; Ascomycota; Dipodascomycetes; Dipodascales; Dipodascaceae
Exons: 1
Coding region: 1-2736 (911 amino acids)
Biological process (GO): ubiquitin-dependent protein catabolic process; protein ubiquitination
Cellular component (GO): nucleus
Molecular function (GO): ubiquitin protein ligase activity; zinc ion binding
Source: RefSeq, a predicted model, not a curated record